GCCAGAUCGAUCUUCAACGGACAUCAUCGCUUCCUCUUGUCUUGACUUUCCACUAUAUCACACAUCAAAAAUGACAGUGGACCUCAUCACAAUCUUAGGUGAACUAAGCUUCGCUGAACAGAUCAAUGAGAUCGGUCAGUUUGCAGGUCAAAAGAAAGGAGCAGAAGCACAUGCUGCUCUCAUUAAGAAAGCCGAAGCAGCACAAGAUGAAGCUUCUCGUAAAGCAAUCGUGAAGGAAAUCGUUUCUGAAAUUCAAGGCGUACCAGCAGAAGCAAAUGAUCGUGAAGUAGAAGGAAUUUUCAACCUACUUGGAAAUGUAAUCAUAAACAACUUUUCCGAUGAUCAGCAAUCCGCCAAGCCACUCUUUGAGCAACUGCUCAAGGUUUUGACAGCACCCGAAUCGAUGGCCGGUGCGAACAUCGGUCAAGCAAGCGAUAAAGCUCUCGUACGAUACCGCAUCUUAUCCAACCUGUACAACGCCCUACCAAACAGAUCAGCAAAUCGAUUCAUUGUCUUUAGCUCUCUGUUGCAGUUUGCAAACGCAAAUGACGACCUCGACAUCAUUGCAGACGCUUUGACAGCUUUACCAAACUGGCUCGCAGAAUGGGAUGUAUCACCAACCGAAAAGGCAGACUUAUUGUCAAAAGUUGCACAGAACUUCGAAGCAGCCGGACAACCAAAGCAGGCGUACGAAUUCCUUUUGCUACAUGUCAGAUUCUUGGGAACUUCAACACUUUCAGGAGAGGGAUCUUCAGCCGCUGCUACUAAACAAGCUGCUGAAAAAACAAUCUCUGCUGCCUUGAGCUUGCCUAGCGUUUUUGAAUUUGAAGAAUUAGCACAGAUUGAAGCCGUUCAAAAGUUACAAUCUGAGCCGAUCGGCAAAUUGCUCAACGUCUUCUUACAAGGUAACACAAAAGAUUUCAUCCAAUGGCGUGAUGCAAAUGCAGCUGAAGUGACAAGAUUGAAGCUAUCUGCUGCUCAACUGGAAAGAAAGAUUCAAUUGUUGGAUUUGGCAAACCUAUGUUCACGAUCGAUUUCCAGCACAGUAUCCUACAGCGAAAUUGCAAAGACUUUGAAUGUCGACUUGGAGGAAGUUGAAGUUUGGGUUAUCGAUGUUAUCCGUGCUGGUUUGGUAUCCGGAAAACUUUCACAAAUCAAUCAAUCAUUACGUGUAUACAAAAGUGUUUACCGUUCUUUCGGUACAGAACAAUGGCGUUUAUUGGAAACAAGAUUAUCAACAUGGGAAAAGAGUAUCGCAAGCAUUUUACAAACUUUGGCAGAAGCAAGACAAUCAGGUCAUACAGUUCCAAGAGAGAUCGGUGUACCCGGUGCUGAUGCCGCGACUGCCAAGCAGCAACAAAAUCAAAUUACUGCUUAAACCCAUGAUUGUAUCUUGGGUCAACUUUGUACUUUAUAGCUUUCCCUCCCUCUCUCACACUAGCCCUCAAGCAGUCUUGUAUAUGUGGAAAAAUGCAAAUUGCUUUUUGCAAUGGCAAGCAGCCAAAGGGCAGGUAAAAAUACAUGAAAUUGACGAAAAUCAUACAAAGUGAAAAAUCUCUAAGUUGCUAAAUCCCCAUCAUCACCUCUUUCGG
This is a messenger RNA of Meira miltonrushii, 1592 nucleotides long. RefSeq lists its product as uncharacterized. The record is from RefSeq and is a predicted model, not a curated record. Gene Ontology annotation, molecular function: translation initiation factor activity. The transcript has 2 exons. Gene Ontology annotation, cellular component: eukaryotic translation initiation factor 3 complex; cytoplasm. Gene Ontology annotation, biological process: cytoplasmic translational initiation. Lineage: Eukaryota; Fungi; Basidiomycota; Exobasidiomycetes; Exobasidiales; Brachybasidiaceae. Bases 71 to 1378 code for a protein of 435 amino acids.